Messenger RNA from Triticum turgidum subsp. durum (durum wheat), 522 nucleotides. NCBI's taxonomy places the organism in Eukaryota, Viridiplantae, Streptophyta, Magnoliopsida, Poales, Poaceae. The record is from the annotation of a GenBank genome assembly.
AUGGCCCUGUUAGCUAGUUCCACCCUCAUAGCCAUUACCCUCCUCGUUGUCAUUCCCUCCACUCUCGCCGAUGCCAAAUUCAUCUCCGAAGUAUGCGACGGCAUUAGUGACCGUCCCGACUGCGUGGAGGUGCUCAGCUCCGACCCACGGAGCGUGAAUGCGACCACCAGGGAAGAGCUCCAAAGCAUCUCACUGGACAUCUGCACUGCUGCCGCCAGGGAAGGCGAAAAGACCUGCGAGGAAGAGAAGGCCAAGCACGAGCACGAGCGCGAUGAGAAACUGGGGUUGGCACUGAACAUGUGCAGCAGCGAAUACAACCAAGCCGGCCAUACCCUCGAGAACGCACGCACGGACUUCGGCAACCAUGCUUACAACGAAGCGGCACGAAAGAUUGGCGAGGCUAGCUUAGCCGCAGAUAAUUGCGAGAAGGCGUUUUAUAAUCAGGGGGCGAACAACGUCAUGAAACAAAUGAACAAGAAAAUGUAUGAUCGGUGCGACAUCUGCUGGCAGCUUAUAUUUUGA